Molecule: messenger RNA, 1863 nt
Organism: Penicillium samsonianum
Lineage: Eukaryota; Fungi; Ascomycota; Eurotiomycetes; Eurotiales; Aspergillaceae
Gene: ptpA
Exons: 3
Coding region: 1-1863 (620 amino acids)
Biological process (GO): protein dephosphorylation
Molecular function (GO): protein tyrosine phosphatase activity
Source: RefSeq, a predicted model, not a curated record
AUGGAUUUUUCCUCUCCCCAGACGGCUUCAUGGUCGGAGCCCUCACCUUCACAUCCGCUGGGAAAUUUUUCAUUUGCGCAACCCAGUGAACUGAGGCUUCCAGCCGGCAAGAACUUAGCGCUCACUCCACAAGGUGCCACUCCCGCUUCAUUUCCCUGGGUAUCAGCUGAACGCUGCGCUGAACUUCUUGAAUCAUCUCAAUCAAACAUCAUGCUAUUUGAUGUUCGCCCAUUUGCCCAUUUCAGACAGGCCAAUAUCAAAGGAUCACUCAAUCUAUGCAUCCCCACUACCCUACUUAAGCGUCGAUCAUUCGAUACCCAGAAAUUAGAGGGCACUUUCACAGACGACGCCGACAAACAGAAUUUCGCUCGUUGGAGAAAGUGUGACGUGAUCAUUGUCUACGAUUCUGCCGCAGCGGAUUUGAAGGACGCAGCACCUCUUCUGAACCUUCUCAAUAAAUUCCAGGCUGAAGACUGGAAGGGAGAAGGGUUGAUCUUACAAAACGGGGUUCGAGGUUUCUCGGGUCGGUUUCCACGUUUGAUUCAGCAGCCACAAACGCAGACGACCGGACCAUCCUCUAAACGUCCCUCUCCCAUGAGAAUCAAUUUGCAAUCUGUUGCUCCUGUCGUGGGUGGUUGCGCUCUACCAGAAUCAUCCUCUGCCGUCAACCCAUUCUUUGGAAAUAUUCGACAGAACAUGGAUCUGCUCGGAGGUGUCGGACAAAUUCCUCUGAAACAGCCCGAUCAAUUGACCGAGGCGAAGCGACAGCAACUCCCUUCCUGGUUGCGAGGCGCUUCCGAUCUCAAGGACCAAGGGCACAUUGUCUCGAACAAGUUCCUGGUUUUGGAGAAAACAGAAUUGGAACGCAUGAAACAGGCUUUAACAUAUGAAGGACCUUCGGGUGACACCAAUGGUAGCCCUAAGAAAUAUCGCGUUGCAGGGAUAGAAAAAGGCACGAAGAAUCGCUACAAUGAUAUUUACCCAUUCGAUCAUUCCCGUGUCCGACUCGAGGGAAUUCCAUCUGGAGCCUGUGAUUAUGUGAAUGCAAAUCAUAUUUCCGCUGAACUUACCAAUCGGAAAUACAUCGCCACUCAGGCUCCCGUUCCUGAUACAUUUGAUGACUUUUGGCGCGUGGUGUGGGAGCAAGACGUUAGACUUCUCGUUUCUCUUACUGCAGAGGUUGAGCGAGGGCAGGUAAAAUGCCACCGAUACUGGGAGUCUGGAAAAUAUGGACCAUUCGAAGUAAAGGCCUAUUCGGAAAAGCACAUCUAUAUCGAAUCCAAGGGCGGACCUAUCGAUCCCACGGUUGGCAGCCCUAAGGCAUCGGCCGAACGACCUGAUGGCACAAACGAAAAUCCAGUCAUCACCGUGCGAAACUUCAGUAUCUGCCAUACGUCAUUCCCCUUCGAGCCGCUUCGGGAUAUCACCCAACUCCAAUAUCCUUACUGGCCCGAUUUCGGGACAACGUCACAGCCUACUCAUCUUCUCCAUCUAAUUGAGCAAUGUAACAAGGUCAUUCGUGCUACCAGCAACUCCAGCUUUAGUAGCCAGCAAGCAGAACCGAAGGGUCAGCGGCCAGUACUGGUGCAUUGCAGUGCGGGCUGUGGGCGUACGGGGACCUUCUGCACUGUUGAUAGUGUCUUGGACAUGUUGAAACGGCAACGUGCGCAGGCUGCCGGUGGUGGGGGCCUGGAUCAAAACCCCAUCGGAUCUUCCGAGUGGAUGGGGGAUUUCAAUCUUGACCUAAUUGCAAAGACGGUCGAGGAUUUCCGGAGACAAAGACCGAGCAUGGUACAGAACCUGAGCCAAUAUGCACUCUGUUAUGAGAGCGUGCUCGAAUGGCUCGCUUCUGAGAUAAACUAG